CUUCUUCUUCCAAACUAAAAAGGACCACUCUUUUUAUUUUUAUAUAUAUCAAACCUCUGGCUCUCUCAAUCUUCACUCUCCUCACCACAAUGCUGCGCAAGAACAAGCUUGGCACCGUUCCCGUUCACCUCAACGUCUAUGAUCUCACCCCAAUUAAUGGCUACGCCUAUUGGUUUGGCCUUGGACUCUACCAUUCUGGGGUUCAAGUUCAUGGGCUGGAAUAUGGAUUUGGUGCGAACGAGCACGACACAACGGGGAUUUUCCAAGUUCAACCGAAACACUGUCCUGGGUUCACCUUCAGAAAGUCAAUUUUCAUCGGAACAACAGAUCUGGGUGCCAAGGAUGUUCGAGCAUUCAUGGAGAAGCUAGCUCAAGAUUAUUCUGGCAAUACCUACCAUCUCAUUUCCAAGAAUUGCAACCAUUUCUGUAACGAUGUUUGUCUCAAAUUGACCGGAAAGUCAAUCCCUCGUUGGGUCAACCGGCUUGCUCGACUUGGUCUUCUGUGCAACUGUGUUCUCCCCCCUGACCUAAAUGACACAAAGGUUUCACAAGUUGCAUCAGACAGGGUUCAAGAAGGUGAAAAGAGGAAAAUUAGAAGCCAUUCCUGUAGGUACGAAGGUUCCUCCAAUCCUUCAUCGUCUCGACGUUCAACAAUUAAGAGUAGUAGUAGCCAAAGAUAUUGCCUUCCUCCAUCUUCUUCUUUGAUUAAUGCUGCUUCAGCUUCAACCUUAACAGUGAAGUAAGAAGCAGUCAGGUUCUGAAAUAUAUAGGGGUUUAGAAUUACGUAAGCAACCCAAGAUGAGCAAGGAGGAAACAUGUAUGUUUGUUUGCUCAAUUUUUUUCUCUUCUGAUCUAUAUCUUUCUUAGUUUGGCAAUAGCUGAAUGGUUGCUUUGUUUUGUCUCUGUUCAUUGUAAAAUGUUUUCUUUAGUGAAUGACACGUUCCUUUGUUUCUACAUUUUUUGGGCUGUGUAUUCUUGAAUCUUGAUUAAUGUACAAUAGCCGAUGUAGCAUAUAGCAGUGUAUUCGAAAAUUAAAA
Molecule: messenger RNA, 1037 nt
Organism: Glycine soja
Lineage: Eukaryota; Viridiplantae; Streptophyta; Magnoliopsida; Fabales; Fabaceae
Product: deSI-like protein At4g17486
Exons: 3
Coding region: 90-743 (217 amino acids)
Biological process (GO): protein deubiquitination
Molecular function (GO): deubiquitinase activity
Source: RefSeq, a predicted model, not a curated record